This is a messenger RNA of Verruconis gallopava, 2919 nucleotides long. RefSeq lists its product as uncharacterized. Bases 434 to 2656 code for a protein of 740 amino acids. The transcript has a single exon. The record is from RefSeq and is a predicted model, not a curated record. Lineage: Eukaryota; Fungi; Ascomycota; Dothideomycetes; Venturiales; Sympoventuriaceae.
GUCACAUUUCUGUUGAAUACACGUCUACGGCUCCCAGGAGCUUGCGCCGAUUUGUUCUCGACUGGCCACUAUCUUUUCAUCGACCCUUUCCCCUCCUCCAUCUCUUCUAAAAUGCAGAACACUGACAGGAUCGACUUUCGCUCUGUUCCAUCCCAAGUUAACCUCGAAGAAACACUCGAACUUCGUUUCCGUUCGGUUUCCAACUCCGCAGGGUCUUUUGUUCACGCGGAUCCGGGCUGAAUACCGUGGAUACCCACUCCUGGAAUCCUGGAAGCGAUUCAUUUCAUAUCCGGACGAUUCUCAAAACACUGAAUCGUGCUUGGCACGGCUGCUGAAAUUGGUAACAAGCUCGAUAGAGAGUUCGCUCGAUUUGCAUUGACCAGUAUCUCCACUUUUGCCGCUGGCCAAGGCCGAAUUUAGCAGGAACCUGUCCAUGGCGAACUCACUGCAUUCGCGCUCUUGCAACGGUGGAUUUUCGACUCUGUUCGAUGAGGAGCAACAAUCGACGAGAUGGAUGGACAUUGUGCUCCCUAUUCCCAAAUUAAGGCCUUCUCUGAGUGUGCGCGGGAUAAAUCCUGCCCGAGAUCGAGACAGCAAAUUCGCAGAAGAGCCUCCGACAAAGAAGUCGAAAGUGAUGACUUCACGUCCGCAUCAAGUGGUCAAUUUACACGAGUUUAAACUUUACGAAGUUACCAACAAGGCCUUCAUCAUAUCCGGAUUGCGUCAGAUUUAUGACAAUAGCUUAGAGCAUGGUGUGUCCCUUUGGAGCACGGAACAAAACUGCCCGUAUAGCAAAACUAGUUUAUGGUUCCAAAACUGCUCUGUUCGGGAAGAUUCGUCUGCAUUUGUGCCAACCAGUCUUUAUCAGCGUGCUUGCCAAUUGGACAAGGCUCUGGCGCACCUUCGAACACGACCCCUAACUGCUGCUGAGGACGCUGGCUCUGCAAGGUCGCUGAAACUUGCUGUUAUGGCUUUUGCGAGUCGCUGGUCUCGGGCCCCAGUUACGUCUCUCCAUGUUGAGAACCCCUUUCAUACCGGAGAAUCUACCUUGGAGAAUGUCGUCUCUCAGGAGGAGAUGUCGGAGUCCAAUGAUUUUGAGCAUCUCCUUCAACAGAGUCUGUACACCGCAGCGAUGACGUCGAUUCAGCGAUGGUCAAAAUGUGAUUCUUUUAGGAUGAUUCUGGCCCAAAUCCUCGUGUUCUUUAUCAAAAGACCUCCAGAUGAGAACGACGUGGUCGAAAUCCAAAACCUUUGGGCCGAGCGGAAGCGAUGCGGACACUUUCAAGCGGAACCUGGAGCUGCGAGUGAAAUUAAUAAGUCAACGCAUUAUCCAGAGUCGCGCGCAACCUGUUCCGACCCUCUCACCGCGGCAGAUAAUUUCACGACCUCUCAAUCUUUCCGGAACUUGAUGCGGAGUGACUCCCGAGAGGUCCAUGUUGGUAAUGCGCUUCGACAUUUACUAGCAUGGGGCCCAAAGAUACGCUGCUAUAUAAGACAAGCUUUUCUUCGUCACAUCAAUGACAACGAAGGAUCAUCGAAUCUAGAACUUGCUAAGCAAGUCUUAUCAAAUUUCAACAUCAUGUUUUGGCUAGCGAUUAUGUGCGAUACAGCUGGCUCAGCACUCGACCAACGAGCCUUGACAGUCUCAGACCAGGAUGCUGAGAUACAAUUAUUUAACAGCGAAAGGUUCGACGCAGAUGGAGAAGCUGAUAACAAGGAUGAAGUUUUCAACCAGUCCAAGUUGGAAAUCAACGGAAAUACGGUAGCUCCUAAGCUAUGGGGACGGUUUUUGAUGCUCUCAAAUGAACCUUGUGAAAAUCCGUACUUGUAUCGAGGAGAUGACCUAGUCGAGUCCGCGAAGAGAAUCUUGCGAGAAGCAUCACCACUUAAGAUUUUACUGCUCCGCAAGGUUUGUCAGCUGCAGGCCUUGAUGAAAGAAAAAGCGUCUCCAGGGGCUAUUGAACAAUGUAUCAGUGAUGCUCUACAGGUCUGCACCUAUUGGAACAUGAGAUUCGGUGAAUUUUUCCAGAAUUCUAUCUCGCAGCACCGGAGCAUCCCCUUUAGCAUCCGCAGUUGGUAUGUUAUGCUGCUUGGACAUUGGUAUCUUGGCUAUUUGCAAGUUGCCAAUUGCAUAGAGCAGUGCGACAAGCAAUUGACCUGCACGACAAUACAGGCUCAGCUUCGACGAGCUUCUUCUCUUGUCCAACAGCUGCAGCGGGAAGGGGCAUUCACCAUCUCAACCCUCGCUCGUGUAUCGUGCGAGGAUGUCGAGAAUAACGUUUACGAUAAAAGCAAUCAAGUUUAUCACGAUGCAUGUAGGGAUAGCUCGAUGCUUACAGACCCAUGCGGGGAUUGUAUGUUUCUUGCUUUGUCAACGUCAUGCGACACAUUCUUCUCAUGGAUGCGUACCUUACAAUUACCCCCGGAUAGCUCACAGCCCGGCAACAUCUGGCUUCACCGUAAUAUCGACUUGCGCGAGGUGCUUGACAACUACGUUGUUUGUAUCCAGGCGUUGAAGCUGUUUGGGCGACAGUACGACGUUGCGAAGUUAACAGCAAAGUUCUUCGAGGAACGGAUUAACCUUUUAGGAAUGAAUGAUCUCACUAGUCACAGAAACUACAUACGUCGAAAUUUUGAUGCCAUUAGGGCGUGCUAAAAGAAGACGAACAAUCUCUAUUUGUCUCCGUGUACGGGGCAGGAGUCAAUGGAACCGGUCAGCAGAUGGAAUGGCUCAAUGUAGUGAAAAAAAUACGUCUGUCCAUUCGAUCCUAAAUCUUUAUGCAAAUAAAGUAGGGUAGGGAGUACAUGUCGUACUUUGUCCUCGUCGCUCUUGAAUGCGAUGAAGUACGUAGGGCGGAGCAGUCGGGCUUGUAUUUGACUUGGACAGAUACCGAAAAUGAAAGCCUGAUCAUUAUGCUG